Messenger RNA from Ipomoea triloba (trilobed morning glory), 2376 nucleotides. Its product is annotated as cation/H(+) antiporter 28-like. Gene Ontology annotation, biological process: regulation of pH; proton transmembrane transport. Gene Ontology annotation, cellular component: membrane; endomembrane system. The coding region runs from base 1 to 2376 and encodes 791 amino acids. The transcript has 3 exons. NCBI's taxonomy places the organism in Eukaryota, Viridiplantae, Streptophyta, Magnoliopsida, Solanales, Convolvulaceae. The record is from RefSeq and is a predicted model, not a curated record. Gene Ontology annotation, molecular function: antiporter activity.
AUGGAUUUUCUAAAGAACAACGCGGCGGAGGAGGCGCGGUGCCAGACGGCGAUGACAGUUAAAAUGGCGUCCAUAGCCGUUUACGCGUUAGGGUUCUUCGUCGCCAUGGUGUUGUGCAACUUUGUUCACUUUCUCUUGCGCCCUAUGUCUCAACCUCGCAUCAUUUCUGAAGCCGUGGUAGGGUUGUUUCUGAGUAAUCUCCGGACCGUACGAAAGCAUUUAGACGAGAAAGAUAUUAAGGACACAUUAAGCUACAUUGUGGAUGUUAUAAUGAUAUGUCACAUGUUUGUGGUGGGCCUAGAAAUAGAUCCCAACAUAUUUCAACACUUACAUCUCCCCGAGACUAAGGUUGCUUAUUCCGGGGUGCUGACCACCUUUAUACUAGCAAAUUUUCUGAUUCCGCCCCUGAAGAUGUCCUCGGACACGAUGAUUAACAUCGGACUCUGCCUCGUGCUGUCAGGCACGGCCUCUCCUUUACUCACCCGCAUCAUAACCGAUUUAAAGAUCGGUAAGUCGGAUAUCGGGCGGUUCGUGGUGGCGGCCGGGAUCCACUCCGACGUCGUUUCGACCCUGCUCAUCUCAUUCGGGUACAUCGUGUUCGACCCGUUCGAGAACUUCCAGAACCGCGACGCGCGGAGCGUGGCGAGGAUGGUGACGACGCUGACGGUCCAGACGGCGCUGGCGUCGAGGGCGGCGCCGGUGGUGAUGAACUGGGUGAACCACGAGAACCCGGAGGGGAAGUCCAUGAAAGGGUCCCACCUGGUGAUCACCAUAGCCUUCGUGGUGUUGGUGUGCAGCACUUCGCCGUACUUCGGGCAGUUUAAUAAGGUGCUGUCGGCGUUUCUUGCGGGGCUUUUCAUGCCCAGGGAUGGGAGGAUAUCCAGGAUGAUGAUCACCAAGGUUAACUAUAUUUUUAGCACCAUUUUUUACCCUUUGUUUUUCUUCUGGGUAGGGACUUCCGCACACCUCAACAAAUUUGCGGUUGCUCAUUGGCACACGUGGGUUAACGUUGUGUGCUUGUUCGUGAUAACCACUGUCGGAAAAGUUGUCGGAUCUUUGGUGUCGGGAAUUAUGCUUGGAUUUAACUGGCCGGAAUCCGUUGCAAUUGGUUUGCUUCUCAAUACCAAGGGCCAUUUUCAAGUCUUCUUGGGUGUUAUGAAGUUGGGUUUGAGUGUGAUUCCGGAGGCCGUUGGGCUUCCAGUGGUGUUUAUGACUUUUCUGACUAUAGUCUACACCCCGUUGGUUGUGGCGAAGAUCAUUAGAUGGGCGAGGAAGCGUUCGCCCACGCAAAAAAUGGCACUCCAAUUGCUUAGUGCAUCCGACGAGCUGCGAGUCCUGCUUUGUUUGCGAGGCAAACAGAACGUUUCUUGCGCAAUCAACUUCAUUGAGAUCUCUCGCGGUCCGGUAGAGCCUGGGAUCAUGAUAUAUUUGACGGAGAUGAUUGAGCUGACCGACAUGGUGGCGGCCACGAUGGCUAGCAACCAAGGGGUGGUGGAGGACGGCGUGACGGUGACGGACCCGGAGGUGAUUCGAUUGAGAGAGGAAAUUAAUAGCUCGGUUCAGGCUUACGUUCCGGAGCGGAGCGAGGGGAUUAACGUUAAACAAAUGAUGGCGCUCUCCACCUUGAAUAACAUGCACCAGGAUGUCUGCAUUCUCGCCGAGGAUUUGAUGGUUCACUUGGUGGUUAUGCCAUUCCACAAAAAUCCGACGCCAGACGGGAAGCUAGACACCGGCCACUCUGGUUUUCGGCACGUGAACCGCAAGGUGCUCCGACACGCACCGUGUUCCGUGGGGAUCCUAGUAGACCGGGGGCUGGGAGCUAUAACGGUAUCAAAAACAAGCAUUUCCCUGAACGCUGCCGUCAUCUUCAUCGGUGGGAAAGACGACAGGGAGGCCCUGUCCUAUGUGGGGCGCUUGGCGAGACAUCCCGGAGUUAAACUCACGGUCAUACGGUUCCUACUGGAGGCCGGCGAGGACAACGUGGCAUCCAGAAUCAGCAAAGCCAAGGCUGAGUCCUCCGAGCACCAGGAAGAGAUGAAGCUAGACGACGAGUGCUUCGCACAGUUCUAUGAUCGGCACGUGGCCGGAGGGCGCGUGGCUUAUAGGGAGAAGUAUCUGGUGAAUUCGGGGCAGACAUUUUCGACGUUAAGGUCUUUGGAAGGGCAAUACGAGCUGUUCAUAGUGGGGCGAGGCGGGAGAGUGAACUCGGUGUUAACAGUGGGGAUGAAUGACUGGGAAGAGUGCCCGGAGCUAGGUUUGAUAGGAGAUAUUCUUUCGGCUUCCGAUUACUCGGUCGCCACUUCUGUUUUGAUAAUCCAGCAACAUAGUUUUAAGGGGGAAAUAGACGGUCUUCAAGAAGAAUUCUCAAUCAUGUAA